This is a messenger RNA of Seminavis robusta, 724 nucleotides long. The record is from the annotation of a GenBank genome assembly. Lineage: Eukaryota; Bacillariophyta; Bacillariophyceae; Naviculales; Naviculaceae.
CUCAGUCUCCUUUUGUCUUGAGGGACAAGAACAACAGAAUCCUUUCUCGUUUUCUUCCUCAUUAAUUUAGAUUUCGAAUCUCACACGCAACCAUGACAGCAUCAAGCACCCUUAGCACCAAAGUACUAGCCACCAGUCGUCCCGUCGAAUCCUCUGCAAGCUACGAGGGUCAAGUUCCAGCCAUGCCGCGAAGGAGCCGAACUCACUUUAGUCCCAUGUACUCUGCAAUGCUCAGCGCCAACACCAUGCGAGACUGUUCGCAGGUCCAAGCGAUGAUGACGCAGUGUCUACAAAACCACCAAGCCAACCGAAAAGAAAGCGAAACAUCCUUUGUCUGCCAGACGGCGGAACAGUACUUUCACAAGUGCGCUCAAGCUCAGGCGUAAUCUACUAUACCGGUAUAUUAUGUAAAGAAGGGAUGGUUUUUUAUCAAAAUUCUGACGGUGGUGCCACCUCAGCUGUUGGUUGGUGAAGCGUGAUGCACUGCGGUGAAAAUGGUACAGGAGGAGAAUUUCGCCAGCGAUUCCUCUGUUGCAGCUCGGAUUGUAGCUGCGCUUUCUGGUGUGGUUCUGGGUGGCUUGUUGUUUGGCUGCUUUGGAGUGGUGUGAAUAGGACGGGAUGGUGGAAUUCGGGAGUCUAGCUUCCACGGUGACAAGGAUAUUGUUGGUUAAAACUUAUCUCAUGUAAAUGCUGUACUCAAUAAACUAAUACAUUCAGUUUCAUG